Messenger RNA from Entrophospora sp. SA101, 258 nucleotides. The record is from the annotation of a GenBank genome assembly. Lineage: Eukaryota; Fungi; Glomeromycota; Glomeromycetes; Entrophosporales; Entrophosporaceae.
AUGAAAAAUCAAUUAAAAACAAUUGAAAUAAAAUUCAAUUCAAGAAGUGUUGGAGAAACAAUGAAAAUGAAAAUCCAAAAAAAAAAACGUAAUGAUGGAGAUGUAAAAUAUCCGCCUUUACUUAUUGAAUUAAAAAAUUUGCCAAGAUGCAGAAUAUUAGUAGUGGGAGAUGUAAAAACAGGUGCUUUAGCUGCGCCUAAAGCUACUGCAACGGCUCAAAAAACUGAAGUGAAAAACUUCAAGAAAUUGAACAAUUGA